Molecule: messenger RNA, 444 nt
Organism: Eruca vesicaria subsp. sativa (arugula)
Lineage: Eukaryota; Viridiplantae; Streptophyta; Magnoliopsida; Brassicales; Brassicaceae
Source: the annotation of a GenBank genome assembly
AUGGGCCUACAGGCCAAUUAUGGGCUCAUAUUUUUGGCCCAAUUAAGAACUAAGAUCGUGACACUGACUAGAGAUUAUCAAGGAGAGAGUGUUAUAGUUGAAUUACACAUGACUAAUCUUGUGACUGGUGAUAAAGGAGAUGAUGAAGAAGAAGAACAUGAGGAUAAGCCAGAGAAGCCUAAGCAAUCUAAUGUGCCUCUAUUAGUAACACUUUCUAAGAAGACAGGAACAAGUUUGGAGUUUAGAUGUACUGCUUUUCCUGACAAGAUUGUGAUCAAGGACAUGGUUUUAGAUGAAAAGCUGAGAAAGGGUUUCCAUAGGUACAUUGAGAUUAGAGGGAUAACGCCGAGCAUGAUCAACUUCUUGCAUGAGUAUAUGAUUAACAAAGAUGGUAAAGAGCACUUACUGUGGUUGAAAACGCUCAAGAACUUUGUUAAGUCUUGA